Molecule: messenger RNA, 4081 nt
Organism: Acyrthosiphon pisum (pea aphid)
Lineage: Eukaryota; Metazoa; Arthropoda; Insecta; Hemiptera; Aphididae
Exons: 7
Coding region: 971-4063 (1030 amino acids)
Source: RefSeq, a predicted model, not a curated record
UUUUAUUUUAUAAUUUGCAACUAUUACUAUUGUAGUAUAAAAUAUUUUAUGAAUUAUUCCUAGUUAAGUGCUUAAUAAUUGAAUUUUAAAAUUAAUCAAAUUGUGCUGAACUGCCAAGUGCUGAUAUCGAGGUUUUGAAUGACAAUUCAUAUUUAAAUAUAAAUAAUAUAAAUUUCAAAUAACAAUAUGUAUUAAUUAAUAAAUUAUAUUUACGUCUACCUACUAUUUACUAUUUAGUACGCGGCCCAUCGGGAAUUUCCCGAUUUCCCUAUGGCCCGAUCCGUCCCUGGGUAUAAUCAGGGGCGGACUGGGCCGGUGGGCAGGUGGGCAAAUGCCCACUGGGCCGCUCUGUGUAUUUAUUGUAUAUUUUUUGUUAUUGGAUUAUUUGGAUAUUAUGUAAGUGGUGAAAGAUAAAAAUAGCACGCUUAUAAUUUAAACUAAAUAUACCUUACUUAUAAUACGGUAUUUAUAGUAACAGAUUACAGAAAAGUUACUGGACAAGAACAUUAGGUUUAUAUACGAUAGAGUAUAGUCGUAUAGACAAUAGUAAAUGUAUUUUUACAAAUCGAUAAAUUUUGUAGAUAUCAGUAUAUCACUUAUUUUAAUUUAGAUAAUGCGGGCCUUUACUUCAUUCGAUGGCCUCCGUCGCCUCCGACAGUUUGUAAAUAAACCGUAAUGACCAGCUCGUGGUAAUACGUAGCUGUUCAUGUUGUCUAUUAUAAAAAUAAAAAUCACGGGUUUUCCCUAAAAGACAGUCAGCAACACCGCUAAUGUAAAAUAAAUAAUUUAUCGGCCUAUAGACUAAGACUUAGUAAAUUACCUUGUGUAGUUGAAACUCAGCAGUCAGCUGAGUAGGUAGUUCUGUGCUGUGUGCCUGUGUAGUGUACUAGUGUGUGUAGUUAUUUUUAUGACAGUAAUUAUUAGUUUUGAAAAUCAUAGUUUUAAAACAUAAAUCUAUUCAUUUUUGACAAUGAAUACAAACAAAAAAAAAGUUAAGGGAGGAGCGGAGAAACUUCGACUCAAAAGAAAUGCUGAGUUAAAGGCAUCAGCUAGCCACCCGAAUCAAAAAAAAUUAUGCUUUGUGUCAAAAAGUAUUACCUCUACUACUUCGUUAAAUUUGUUGUCUAAUGAACAUGAGAAUGAAUGUGAUAUUAUUGAAGUCCAAACAAAUGUAGAUUCUGUCCAUGGUGCUGCUCCCAUGAUGAUUGAAGAAAAUUUGCCUAGUGAAGUUGGAGAUCAGAUUAAUACUAGCCUUACAAAUACUAAUAGCCCACUUUCAAUUGAGGAAAAAGUGUUUGAUGAUGUUCAUAUUAAACACAAACAAGAUGUGACUGUGAAUUUGAACUUAGUUCCUUCUGUCAUUGAGACUGAGGAAAAUUUGCCUAGUGAAGUUGGAGAUCAGAUUAAUACUAGCCUUACAAAUACUAAUAGUCCACUUUCAAUUGAGGAAAAAGUGUUUGAUGAUGUUCAUAUUAAACACAAACAAGAUGUGACUGUGAAUUUGAACUUAGUUCCUUCUGUCAUUGAGACUGAGGAGAAAAGAACAGAAGAUAACAUUUUUUUAUUUCGAUUACCUACUUCAGCAACUUUGUUCGAAAAAUUGGAAUUUUUAAAAAAACAUCCUAUUCAACCAAAAUACACCCACAUAAAAUUUGAUAUGAUGAAAAUAUAUUAUAGAGAAGUUUCAGGCAAAAAAAUUCACAGAAAUUGGCUCUCUUUUUAUGUUAACAAUGGCAUUUUAAAAUCAAUGUAUUGUUCAGUAUGCAUUGCAUUUGGUACCAAAACUAAUAAUUUUUCAUCUGAGUCAGGAUGUACAAAUUUUCGACAUAUUUAUUCAGUCAUUACAAGUCAUGAGGAAUCCUCUAUUCAUUCUACGUCAGUAGAAAUUUUUUUCCGUGCAUCAAAAGAAAUGUCGUUAGAAUACUUAAUUAACCGAGAUAUGACAAAUUUAAGGAAUGAAGUUGUUGAAAAGAAUAUUCAUGUCCUAAAGGUUGUUUUUGAUAUAGUUAAAUUUCUUGGGCAACAAAAUUUAUCUUAUAGAGGAUCAGCUCAAGGGGAAACAUUGGCAAAUAUUGACGAUUUAAGCCUAAAUAGUGGAAAUUUCCUUGAGAUGGUUCGUUUAAUUGCUAAGAGAGAUGUUAUCUUAAACGAUCAUUUAACUAGAUCUAUCAAAAAAAGCAAGCAAAGGAUAGAUAAAUUGAAGGCUAAUAAUAAAGAAUCUUCAAAGGGAAGAGGCUCUUUAGUUACUUUUUUAUCUAAAACAACUGUUGACAAAAUUAUAGUAGCAAUUUUAAUAAGUAUUAGAAAUAAAAUUAAAAACGAAAUUGGAGAACAAAUAUUUAGUAUCCAAAUGGAUAGCACACAAGACAUCGGUGUUCACGAUCAAGCGUCAAUUUGCAUUCGGUACUUAUAUAAUGGUGAAAUCAAAGAGAGGUUAUUUGCUGUUGUUAAUGUCAUAAACUCAAGUGGAAAGGCACUUUUUGAAUUACUAAAAGAUUGUUUUAAUCAACAUGGAUUACAUCUUGACAAAGUUGUUGGUGAAUCUUUUGAUGGGGCAAGUAACAUGAGUGGUUCAUUUUCUGGUCUCCAAUCAUUAAUAAAAUCUAUAAAUAAUAAAAGCGUUUAUAUUUGGUGUUAUAGCCAUGUACUAAAUCUUUGUAUAUGUGAUACAGUUUCUAAUCUAGAUGCUAAAAAUUUAUUCGGUCUUCUCAACAGAUUAUCUACAUUUUUUAGUAGUUCAUAUAAAAGAAUGAAUGUAUGGAUAAAUGAAAAUAAACUAAAUAAUAGUAUUGGAUCAGAAAAAUUAAAAAAACUUCAAAAAAUAUCUGAAUCAAAUACAAGGUGGUGGUCAAGAAAAAAAGCACUAGAUUGGGUUUUUGAUGGUGAUGGCGCUUUAUUUCCUGUUGUAUUAAGUGCAUUAAAUCAUAUUACUACAGACUCUUCAUUUGAUGCUAAAUGUUUAUCUGAAGCACGAUCCUUAAUAGGCAAUUUGUGCGAAUUUAAAACAAUAAUAACUGCUCAUCUCUUCCUCCACAUUUUCAAAGUAAUUGGUCCAACUUCUGAUUAUUUGCAAUCGAAUAACAUUGAUAUUUUAAGCGCAUGGACUAUGGUUGAAAAUGCAAAAAAACAAAUAAACAAAAUUAGUUUUGAUACUAUUUUUUCAGAUUCUCAGGGCUUUACGGAAAAAAUGAAUAUAAAAUGCUAUGAUUUAGAUUUACCUGAUCAUAUUGUUGUUGAAAACGUUUUCCCACAACAAAGGGUUCGACAUAGAAAACAGCAAUUUGAUGAACAAUCAGAACCUCAAGUUCUCAUGCAAGGUCUUGACAAAUUUAAAGUUGAUACGUUCCGCUGUGUUAUUGACCAAAUAUCAGUUAGUCUAAAUGAAAGAUUUUCACAAAACGCAUCUUUGAUUGCAGAUGUCCAAUACUUACAUCCUUCAUAUUUUAUAAAUAUUAAAAAUACAAUGCCUCCAAAUGCACUCAAAUUAAUUGGAAACUUAAUAAAUGUCGACUUUAAAGUACUACAAAAUGAGCUAUUAAGUUUUUCAAGAAUUUUUCCAAAUAUUAUUGGUAGUAUUUCACAAAGAACAUCAAAUUUAAUAGAUAGCACAAAAUCUAAGGUUAUUGAAACUGAUAUUGAAGAAGAAAAUGAUUACAUAAAUGAUUUUAAUAGUAAUUCAGCUGAUAGUAAUGAACUAUUAUAUGAUGAAGAUGAAAAACAUCUUAAUAUUAAAGCUAAACAUACAGUUGAAGAAUGUAAUCAAUGUUUAAUCUGUUGUUACAAAAUGUUGUAUAAAUAUAAUAUGCAUUCUAUUGCAUAUACCAACAUAUAUCUAGCAUAUGAGUAUGCGUUGACACUAUCAUUUACUCAAGUAAAUUGCGAAAGAGCUUUCAGUAAGUUAAAACUUAUUAAAACAAGGCUGCGAGCUACACUAGAACAAGAAAAACUGGAAGCAUUUAUGAUGAUGAGUGUAGAAAAAGAACUUUUACAUGAAGUGAAGUUUGAAGAAAUUCUUACUUAUAUUAAAAAUAGUUCAUCAUUAAUGAACAAGAUGUUAACAUAAAUAUUAGUUUUUGAUUAU